Messenger RNA from Pyrgilauda ruficollis (rufous-necked snowfinch), 1692 nucleotides. It is a transcript of the gene SPATA1, whose product is annotated as spermatogenesis associated 1. The coding region runs from base 1 to 1692 and encodes 563 amino acids. NCBI's taxonomy places the organism in Eukaryota, Metazoa, Chordata, Aves, Passeriformes, Passeridae. The record is from RefSeq and is a predicted model, not a curated record. The transcript has 13 exons.
AUGUCAUUGAGUCAAAUGAGACCUCAGACUUCACAGCUGUUGGAACUUCAUGUUUUUUAUGUCCCAGCAGAAGUGUGGAAUUUCAAGCUGAAUACAGUUCCUGUAGCUCUUACUAGCAAAUUCAUCUCAGCUGGAUUUAUAAGGGUGUCUCCUCACAUCACAUUAAGAGUGCUGCGGGAGAGGCUUGGAGAGUACCUGGGUGGAGUGACCGUUGCAGAUAAAUUCAGAUUUUUAAAAUGCAUUGGGAAGAAACUAGCAGUGGUGAAAGCAAAGCAGGAAACAGAACUGGAACUGAAGUCAUUUGCUCCUCCUUAUGCACUUUAUCCUGAAUUAUAUUUAUUACCUGGAGUGGAAUAUUUUGAAGAUGUUUAUCCAUUGCUAUCAUCACCUCAACAAAAACAUCACGUUAGUGAAAAAGCUAAUAGGUUUGGUCAUGGAUCAAGAUUAUCCAGCCUUUCCCAACAGAAACCUGAAAAAGGCAAACCAUUUUUAGAAAGUAUUCGAAGCAGGCAUCAGGUAGAAAAUCUGGAAGUGCCCAGUCCUGUGGAAUGGGGUGAGAAAGAGCCUGUUCCAGUUUCGCACACAAACAAUAAGCAAAACAAUAACAACAGGAUUCCAGAGAAACAGUUCGAAGAAAAAUAUCAAAGUGGAUCUGAUGGAUCUCUCUUCACACCAAGCCAUUCAAAUCCUGCAGACCAGGAGUCUGGAAAGUGUGAGCUGGUGUUACAGACCUCUGAGCAGAAUCAUCUCAGCCAAGAUCAAGAAGACUGCAGUGCUCCUAAGUGUAAUGACAAAGCCAAAGGAACUGCUCUUACUCAUGUAAACCACAGUGAUGAACAAGGCCAGGGUCGCCAAAGACCCCAAAAUCACAUUAAAUAUCAAAAGGAACUAGUAAACAUGGAAAAUAAUGACCACCAAAGAGAUACCAAAUUAAGAAGAGACAGAACACAAGAUGCUGACAUCCUUAAAAUAAUGGAAGACCAAACUACAGAUUAUGUCCACAAAAAGCAAAGCUUGCAGCAAAACAGAGCUAAGAGGACUAGAGUUGGUCUUGGUGAAAAACUGGAUAAUCAGGCAGAUGAAAACAAGCAAAAUCAUCUUACUUGUCCUAAAGAGUGUAUUUCAGCUCCUAGUCCACCUUUUUCAGCACUUACUGUAAAUCCAGCUCAAGUUCCUGUAAUUCAGGCAGCAAAAAACAAGAUGGCAGAACAAUUGCAACAAAUGAAGGAAGACAGAAGGCACAUGGAAAAAACUAGAGAAGAACUGAGAAAAAAAGCUAAAGGGCUACUGGAACAAAAUAAGCUGAGGAGAUACCAUGUUCGUGAGGAAUGGAAGAAGAAGUACUUUGAAACCAAGAAAGCUACAGUUUCACUGGAGGAUACUUUAAACAAACUGGAACAAGAUUUAGAGCUUUACCACCAGAAAUUGCUCUUGCAAUUGGAAGCCAGGGAGAGUCAAAAACGACCAAAAAAACCAACAGCCUCCAAGAAUUACACAAUCAUCCAGAUUGCUACAGUGCAGCACGAACUCCAUCAACUGAGGAGGAAGCUAGAUGAUACAAAAGUGAGACUCCUGAUAGAAAUUAAGAUGAGAAAGCAGGCAGCAUCUGAUUUACGAGCACUGAGAGCGGAACUGACACAGAAGAAGAUUCAUUCAGCUUUAAUUCUCCAGCCCAGAAAAUCAGGAAUUUAA